GGUCUGUUUCUGUUUAUUCUAUUCGGAUAAUUCAGUUCAGUGUUUUUGUGGUGAAUUUUACCAAGUUAUUUGUGAUGGAUGUCAGUUCAAAUAUUUAAGUGAUUGAUGAAACUUCAAAUCUUGGAAUAAUUACACAUUCAACAUGUUUUACGCGCAAUUUGUGCUCGCCAAGAAGGGCCCUUUGGCUCGAAUCUGGUUGGCAGCUCAUUGGGACAAGAAGCUCACAAAAGCACAUGUUUUUGAAACUAAUAUUGAGAAGUCAGUGGAGGGUAUAUUGCAACCAAAGGUGAAAAUGGCUCUGAGAACGUCAGGGCAUCUGCUGCUUGGAGUGGUGCGUAUCUACUCGAGGAAAGCGAAGUACUUGCUAGCAGACUGCAAUGAGGCGUUCGUCAAGAUCAAGAUGGCGUUCCGGCCUGGCAUGGUUGAUCUGCCCGAGGAGCACAGGGAGGCAGCCGUCAAUGCCAUCACUCUGCCUGAGGUUUUCCACGACUUCGAUUCGGCUAUGCCUGAACUCAAUGCUGUUGAUAUCGAAGCUCAGUUCAGUUUGAAUCAGUCGCGUGCCGAGGAAAUAACAAUGCGAGAGGAGUACGGUAACAUCGGUGCUUUGGUACCACAGGAGGAAGGCUUUGGUGACAUGGGAUUCGAUACUGAUGCACCUGAGUUGUUGAGGCAGACUGGCUUCGAUCAUCAUUUAGAUCAGGAUAACCUAUUAUUCAGCGAUGGAGUUGAACACAUGGAGAAAGGAAAAGACGAGCCGCAGCCCUCCACUUCAGGAGGUCUCAUGUCUCGGGGAGGAUUGGACAUUGACACACCCAUCAGAGAUGAUGGCUUCGGCGGAAAUUUGGGCCAGGAUAUUAUUGCGGGAGGCCUGUUCGAGGGAGGUCUGUUCGACGACGCGCCAAUGGGGGAGGUGCCGGCCGUGGAGUCGAGCUCGGUGGUGGGGGGCGGUGACCAAAGCGUGUUGGCCGGCAUGCCGCCCUCGGGGGCAGACAGCGACGAUGACGACGACGACCACUUUGGCGGCCCGCCCAGCAUUGGAGGGCACAGCUCGGACGGGAUGUCGAGAGCUGCAUCGCCGGUGCCCGACAUCGACAUGCCGGGUGACAAGUCGGUGGGUGCAGCGGACCUGGAGGCGGCGCCGAUGGUCGGGGGGCAGCAGGGGCCGGUGUUGGGGGCAGAAGGAGGGGCCGAGGCCGCCUACGAGGAGCCGAUAGAUGAGGAGCCGAAAGAGGAUGCACCACAUCCGGACCAGACGACGCUGCUGCACAACGAGGAGGAGAGCUUUGCGCUGGCUCCGGUCGAUGCGUCAGCGUUCAAAGGCUUCACAAAGACGAAACGCAAGCGAAAGCUGAUCGUGGACGAAGUGAAGAACAUCUCGGGUGAGGAGAUGAAGGCCCAGCUGAGCGACACGACUGACAUCGUGACGACGCUGGACCUGGCGCCGCCCACCAAGCGACUCAUGCACUGGAAGGAGACUGGAGGCGUCGAGAAGCUGUUCGCCCUCCCUGGCCGCAACAUUCCCGCACGGGCCCUCUUCAAGAACUACCAGAGGCACCUGACAAGCCGCGUGGUGCUAACCGACGACCAGGGUCUGUGGGGCGACGGCGACAAGGACCAGCUGCACCUGGAGCCACAUGAGCAGCAGCCGGAGCUGGCGGCAGCCGCAGCCGAGCCGCCACGCCGCGGACGCAAGCGAAAGGAAAUGGAACCCGAAGAGCCGGUGGUUGAGCCAGUUCCACCGGUGGCCCCUGCCACCCCGGCACCCCCCGAAGCUGUGGCACCACCCCAGACCCCCGCUCCACAACUACCCCCCGACACACCGGCCCCGCCCCCCGAACAAAACCAAUUCAUGGAAAACAUGGGCUACGAUCAGACGCUUGCUGCUCAAAACGAAGAGUUCGGUAUGUUAGCCAAAGAACAGCAAGACCGACUAGAUCCAUUUGAUCAAACUGUUGAGAACAAACCUGAACAGCAGGGAGUUGAAGGAACGGAAGGUGGAGCGGAAACAAGUGUACUGGCUCCGGGCACCCCCGCCCCCCCUCAGACACCGGCCCCUGUCAUCCCCCCCAUCCUGGAUCCGCAAACCCCUGCGCCCCCUCACACACCAGCCGAACAACAUCCCUUCAUGGAGAACAUGGGCUACGAUCAGGAGAAUCCUAUGAUGGCGAAUAUGGGAUACGACGAGCACCAUCCCCCUGUCACCCCUGGUGCCAUCUCUGAAAAGGGCAACGCCACACCCUGGAAUGACGACUACGAACUGCCCGUCUCAGUUGGCCCGCCUGAAGAACAAGCAACUGAUGAAACAUUCGAGCAGUUCGAAGAACGAGUUCUCAACAAACGAGCAGCUCACUUCUACCAUCUGGUCAAAACGAAAAUGCAAAGCAUGGAAGGAACCAAACUUUUUCUAUCAGACCUCACACAUCGUAACAACAGAAAACAGGUGGCACAGAAAUUCUAUUCAAGUCUUGUUUUGAAGAAGUUUCAAGUUUUGGAACUCGUGCAAGAGAAUUCAUAUGCUGAGAUUGAACUGCAGAAAGGUGAAUUAUUUGAUAAGCCGACACUAUGAACUGUGAUAGUCGACAUAAUUACGAGUGCAAGCGUGUUUCGAGCGAUUCAUUGUUCGAUUUCAAGUCGUCAUGUGAAUAUUGAAUGGGUAUUAGUAAUAUACUGAAGUGCAAAGAAAUUAUUAUAUGAAAAACUAAGAUAUGGACCUAGUCUUGUAAUCACAGGACAUAAAACUGUUGAAAUGUAUGUAAAAUAUAUUAGUGAUUCGCACUUUUUGAGAUCCAAAUGGUAAUUUUUGGAUAAUAUGAGGACAUUAUUUUGUAAAUACUGAUGAAAUGAAUAUUGUACGCGUUGUAAUGUAAUGGAUAAAGGGUAGGCUCUUUGUCACUGCAGCCGCAAAGUGCUGCUAAAUUAUUUGACAGCAAAAGUGGAAAGGGACUUUGAAUAAUUAUGACGUUACGUUACAACGUGUAUACUGAUUAUUAGUUUAUAGUGAUGUUUGAGAGGAUGAAAGUCAUUCAUGCAUUCUUCUUCACUCCACAUUUCCAUCACAAUCAUCUCAUAUCCUUCUCACAUUAUGUAAAUUAUAUUGUACAAAUAUUAUAUUAAUUAUAUUUAUUCAUUUCAUACGUUUUGUCUUAGUUUAUCUGCUAAUUAUGCUUUCACCAAGUGCUCUUCUCAACCGACUACAUACUAUACAGUUUCCUGAAAAUCAAGCGCUGCUAUAUUAUUUUGCUUUCUCUACUGUAUCUCCACAUAAAUAAAAAGUAGGUCAAUGUUUUUUUUGUAAAUAUUUCCUCCUGAAAUAUGGAAUACAUUUACACAAAAUAAUAUUUUGAUACUGUUAACAAAUAACUGUCCACUUACUACUUACAUAUUUGUGAAACGGCUAUCAAUAAAAAUGUAAAUAUAGCCUUAUAUUCUGUUUAAAGUUUCACUGUCUAAUAGUUUCAAAUCAGUACAGAAUCUUAUAACCUCUGCUUUAUUUUUAUGGCUUUCCAUUUAAUAAUAACUAACGAGAAUUAAGUUUUAUUAAGUUUGAUUAUCUUAUUUAGAAACUGUGGAUAUCUUCAUGCCUAAACCGUGGCUGUUAAAUGCCAAAUAUCUCAUUAUAGGUAAGUUGGAAGCGCUAUAGAAUUGUAAACGAAGACUGUUCAUAAUUUUGUAUAAUUUAUCAAGUCCACGAUUUAACAAAUGCAAUGAAAUGUUACAACCAAACAAAAAAUUGCAUUCUAGCACUGAAAUAUACAUUCUCGAUCACUUAUAACUUUUCUCGGGGUUUCAGCAAUUAUUGAUUGAUUGGUAUCUAAGUGCAAUCAAGUUACCAUUUAACGAAAUUUUAUUUUAUUAAUUCACAAUCAUCGAAAAUUUUGUGAUUCAUUCGAUAACUUGACAUUACAUCCCUUUGAGUGUUGUUGAAGUUGUAAACUUCUAUUUAAGUUGACUGUUAGAGGUAAUUUGUAUUGAAUCUGGUGAGAAAUCUAAAAGUUGGUCGAUUGUCAAUUUAUUUCAAAAUGUGAUAGGUAAUUUGAGAGUUGCUCUGAUACCUUUCAAAAUGUUUGUCUUAUAUUGAAAACGCCAAUGUCGUUGUAUAACAAAAGUGAUAGUGCAUGGAUGACUUUUGUCUUGAAAACGCGAAUCUAUUGGAUAAUUGAAUGUUGAAACUAUUUUAACAGUUGAUAGUAGUAUAUUUCUGUUGAAUUUGUUGAUAUCUCAAUAGAUAAGUCUUUACUUAUUAAUUUCUUUCCGCAUAGGAUUAUUGUUAGUAGAGACAGUUGGUGUAAUCUGAUAGGGGCCAACUUAAAUGAUCCAUUAUCCAUUGCGUUUUCUUUUAUAAAGUUUGCUAACUUAUCAAUAAGAUUGGUCUGAGAUUGAUAUAAGUUGUGAGAGAUACAUUCAACCAUUGUUUAUCAUAUUUAAGUUCUUUUAUUGCCAAAAUCUUAUUAUUUUGCAAUUUUGAUGUAGAUAUCUUGCUGAAUCAAAUCUUGUACUACUGUUUCUUUUCUUAAAAUACAAGAAAAUUUGAAUUCAGUAGCUCAAAAACUUAAUUUACUUUUAAUUCUCAACUAAGAAUUGAAAGGAUCUUGCUAUAAAGUUUUAAUGCUAUUGAUUACUUGAAAUUGUUGAUUCAUUCUUAGUUUGAAGUAUCAUUAUUAUUAUUAUUUCUCAUUUAUCUCAAAUAAUAUUUACUCAAUGAGGCUAUUAUCUACUUUUUCUUCAAUUUAAUUUUCAAAGAUCUUUUACAGAUGCUAUUUUAUUUUGGUUAUUUUUCAUUUUAAGCAGCUAGAUAGUAUCUUAUGAGAUUUUUUCUCAAUGAAGGAAAUAAACCUUUCAUACAAAGCAAUCAAGUAAUAACGAUAUCCACCCUUAUAACUCAUUUGAGAUUCAUCAUUAAUAAACAUAUUGAUGAAAAUUGUAUCAUUUAUAUUCUACACAUUUUAAAAGAAUUUUUAGUUUGAGUUAUAUAUUAAUACUCACAGUAUAUUUUUAUCAAUAAUAUUUGUUUCUAAAUCGCCUUUUCCUCUCAAGAUGAUGAGUAUGAUAUAUGUCAGUUGGUGAUAUUAUAUUAUAUGAAAAUAUUAGUUGCAAAUGCCACAUUAUACAGUAUUUUAAUCCUAACAAAGUAUUUCAAUGAAAUUUUAUAUUUUUGAUCUUUAUUUUCUUAAAAAUAUAUUACAAUAUUAUUACUUGAAAAGAAUCAAUAUCUUAGAAAUCAUUUAAUUGUAGGCGAAAUAAAUUUGGUCAGCUUGAUAUUAUUAAAAGAAAUUCAAGCGAUAAUACUAGAAACUCGUUCACUCAAUUUUGAAAAAAAAUUGAUGCAAAAAUGUUUGAAGAUAGUGCAAUCUCAACUAUUCAUCUUCCAAGUCGUCUUCAAUUGCAAUAAAAUGUAAACAAUCCAUUUAUUGUACUCUAUGUAAAAUUAUCAGCCUAUGUAAGAUGUAACAGCCUCAGUUGUACAGUGAAAUAAAACUUUAUUAUUUUCCAAUUUCAUGUUACUCAGCCAUAUAAAAAAUAUCUGCUUGAACAUCAGUGAUCUUGAAUGCCAUUCCAUGAACCAUUUUUGGAUUUGAUUUUAUACUAAGAUUCAAGUUCUCACCAUUUAUAAUGUCUGAUACAAUACUGGAGUUGUGAUUUUUAAAUCCUUUUGUUUCACACGCAAUUUCGACGUUAUAGAAUUGCAUCUAAUUAAAAGCUUUUUGUCAAUCUGGGAUUAUUUUUUCUUAUGAUUGAAUUUCACAAAAUAAAUUAUAAAAUAUACAAUUAAAUUAUAGAUCUGGUAAAUUUAAACUUAGAUCCUCAUCUUCAAACCACACUGAUUCAUUGACUGGCAUUCAAAUUCCAAUCACUUUCAUUUUCACAAUUUAGUUAACGAGUUUCUAUUGUGUAAUAUCAAGAUGUCUGAAACAAAUAUUUUGUAGCGAUAAUAAAUGGCUGCAGCCAUACAAUUCUCAUAAUAAUUAUCAUCUGAGUUUUGAGAGAAUACGUUUUGUAGCUAUUUAAUAACCAUAUCUUGAAACAUUAAUUUAUUGGAAAUCGUUGGAAUAAUUCUGUUGCAAAACAUAUUGACAAGUUUUCAAUAUCUUUAAUUGUAUAUUUGUUAUGGCUUUUUCUAAUUAGUUAUUAAAAAUUCACCUAUUUAGUGAAUUUUUCCAUAAUUUCUUAAAUUUGAUCUCAAAAUGAAUUACAUUUUUGAAAAUAUUUUGUUAAGUUCAUUAAUCCAUCUCUAAUUGCAUUUAGAAACAUAACGAAUCUUCACUUCUCUGAAUAUGAACACCAAUAUUUUAAACAUUGCAUAGUUAUUAAUUUACCCAAUAUAUUCAUGUAUAUCUUUAAGUUAUGGGGCUCUGGAACUAGUAUUGAAUUUCAAGUUGCUUUUGUGUUUACUAUAACUUUAAUAUUUUAUGUCUAAAACAUUUAUUGCUUUUGUUGCACCAUUUGAUUGUACUGAUUUUUCAGACUGAAUUGAUUGAUAUAACUCAUUAUUGAAUUAUGUUAGAGCUAGUUUAUUAGUAUUGAUUGUUAACGACGAAGAAGGAUAAUGAACAUUGAAAUCUCAGUAAGAAAAUGCUAAUGUAGCUCUCUCUUGUGUAGUACUACACUUUUUCACAAAUGUUUCCAAGACAAAUGUACAAAUCAUUUCCGUACAUAUAUUAAAAAAAUGUGUUUUUCUAUA
Messenger RNA from Nilaparvata lugens (brown planthopper), 6679 nucleotides. It is a transcript of the gene vtd, whose product is annotated as double-strand-break repair protein rad21 homolog A. The record is from RefSeq and is a predicted model, not a curated record. Lineage: Eukaryota; Metazoa; Arthropoda; Insecta; Hemiptera; Delphacidae. The transcript is spliced from 15 exons. Gene Ontology annotation, biological process: mitotic sister chromatid cohesion; synaptonemal complex assembly; replication-born double-strand break repair via sister chromatid exchange. Gene Ontology annotation, molecular function: chromatin binding; protein binding. The coding region runs from base 143 to 2566 and encodes 807 amino acids. Gene Ontology annotation, cellular component: cohesin complex; synaptonemal complex.